AUGUCUAUAUCUAAACCCAUAGCGUUUGGUCUCUUCUUUGUCGUAACACAACUCGUGUCUUGUGAUGCCGCUGCAAACACCACAACGCAGCCGCUUUUCCCGGCGAUUCUAAUAUUCGGCGACUCUACUGCAGAUACAGGCAACAACAACUACUACCCACAAGCCGUUUUCAAGUCUAAACAUCUUCCUUACGGCGUUGAUCUUCCCGGACACCAAGCUAAUGGAAGAUUCUCAAACGGAAAGCUAAUCUCUGACGUACUCUCCACUAUAACCUAUCUAGUUUAUGGUUUACAUCGGUAUGUCGGGGUGCUAAUACCCGCACCAACAUCCACCAAACUCAACAUCAAAGAGUUCGUUCCUCCGUUUCUACAACCAAACAUCUCCGACCAAGACAUUGUCACUGGAGUCUGUUUCGCAUCCGCUGGCGCUGGCUAUGAUGACGGAACCUCGCUCUCCAGUCAUGCGAUCCCGGUCUCACAACAACCAAGCAUGUUCAAGGAUUACAUUUCUCGUCUCAAAGGUAUCGUAGGAGACAAGAAAGCUAUGGAAAUUGUUAACAACGCUUUAGUGGUCAUAAGCGCAGGACCUAAUGAUUUCAUCUUGAACUUUUACGAUAUCCUCACAAGGCGUCUCCAGUAUCCUACUAUCUAUGGUUACCAAGAUUUUGUCCUCAAAAGGCUUGACGGUUUUUUCCGGGUACAAUCUCAUAUUUUGUUUCUCUAG
Molecule: messenger RNA, 723 nt
Organism: Camelina sativa (false flax)
Lineage: Eukaryota; Viridiplantae; Streptophyta; Magnoliopsida; Brassicales; Brassicaceae
Source: RefSeq, a predicted model, not a curated record